AUGUCACAACCGCUGCCACCUCUCGCUUCACGCACUGCGCCCAGGAACAUCGAGGAAGUCUCCAAGCGCAAGCAGCCCAAGAGUCGCAAUGGCUGUAUCACCUGCAAGGCAAGGCGCAUGAAAUGCGAUGAGUCGAAGCCGACAUGUCAGCAAUGCAACCGCCGUGGAGUCCCCUGUGGUGGCUAUCCGAAGUACCUCAGGUGGAAGUCAGUCGGCCCAAGCAAAGACGAUGGCCUACCUCAACUGCCGCAGGUCCACAUGAUACCGGCGGAGGGCCAAAUUACCAUUCAACCCGUGGAGAGUGAUAUUUCGACUUUGCAUAACAUCCGAUCUGCACCAUCACAUCAGCAAUCCGAACAGAGGUCUAGAAAGAUCAUCAGGUCUUCUACUGACGAAACUACGGGAACGCAGCUAUCAUUCAACAAGACUGCCGUUAUCGAGCGGAGGGAACCGAUUCCAGAUGUCGAUUGCGAUGACGACGAUCCCAGUAUAAGCGGCGGAGGCAGCGUAGGGUUGCCAAAGGUUCAACAGCUGCUGAGUUUGCCAUCUCUCGUCGAGGCCGGUCGUCUUCUGUCAACUCCGGGUACGGAUGAUAGUCCAUACCAAUCGUCACCCUUCAAUAUUUUCGCGCUUCAGGGAGACGGCGGAAGUCUGCAGUUCGAUGACAGCGAUUGGAAUACGUAUGGGCUUGAAGGUCUGUUUCGAGGGACAGAUGUAGCGUGGGAGCCCGGUACUGGCCUUGUGACUCUGGAGCAGCACGAGUUCGAGCUCAGCAACGAUACAGCUCGUGCAUCGCUAACGGCGCUGUCCGACGGCGUUCGCGGGAAUGGUAUACAACUACCCACCCAGGAGACACAGGCUGCGACUAUCACCCGAGAAACGAUACAGCAGCUGUUCGAAAAUCGAACUUGCGGUAUUCUCUCCAUCAAAGAAGACCAGACGAGGAACCCAUGGCGGACAUUGGUCUGGCCACUGGCUACUCACUGUACUGCACUCUACCACGCGCUUGCUGCAAUGGCUUGUCUUCACACAUGCAAGCUCCAGCCCCAGUUCCGGCUCCCAGGAUUACAGCAUUUUGAGCACAGCAUGAAAUCAUUGAAUGACAACAGCAACAUGCCACUGGAGAAAAUUGUCGCCACCAGGUUGGCGUUGGCGCUCGCCGCCUCAUGGGAUCAUGAGAAGUCGUCAACCGUCAUCGACCAUACCAAUGCAGCAAGAAUACUGAUCCGACAAGCGAGCGACAAGGAACGGAUAUCAGAGCUGCUUCCCACCGGAUUGAGCCGUCUAAGCUUUUUUGCCAACACAUGCCUAUAUAUGGAUGUCAUCGCUCGUCUGACGUGCGUCGAUCCCCAGAGCUCGCACGAUUCCGAGUUUAUGGCAGCUUGCAGUAUGCUAAGCAGCUCAAUCCCAAGCAAACAACAGCUUGACCCACUCAUGGGUUGCGCAAUAACACUAUUUCCUCUAAUCGGCCGCUUAGCAGAACUUGUUGGACGCGUUCGAAAGCGAACCGAGAGGCGCAAUUCUCCGACCAUCAUAUCGAAAGCCAUCGAGUUGAGAAUGGCGAUAGAAGGAUGGGUCCCGCUGAUAACCUCGCAGGGGCCGGUCGGAGUCAACACCAGUCUUGCGGAUUCGAUACAAACGGCUGAAGCAUAUCGAUGGGCGUCCCUUCUUCUUCUGCGGCAAGCGGUACCUGAGCUUCCGUGGGCACAUUCGUUCUGGGAGCUGGCAUCGAAAAGUCUAGUCUUCCUUGCUACAAUUCCACUUUCGUCACGCACUACGAUUGUACAGACUUUCCCUCUGCUGUUGGCUGGAUGCGAGGCUACCGGGGACGAUGAUAGAGACUGGGUACGUGAGCGCUGGAGUCUUAUGUCCAGAUGCAUGAUUGCUGGGAUUGUUGACCGAUGCAAAGAGAUCACGACCGAGGUCUGGCGUAGGCGGGACGAAUAUGAAAUACGCCAUGGACUGCGUUCCAGGUCUCACUACAAUUCACCAUCAACAGGAGAACGCAACCCUUCCAGGGCUGGUCAGACGCCCGACAUUAGUGCCCAGGAGCCUGCGUUGCAAGAAGCAAAGUGUUCCGACCCAGACGCAUUACCUUCCGCGGAACACCUGGAUUUCCCGGACAGUGCUGCCUUCAAGAAGGGCAUAGAUCCAGUGACGAGAGCUGGUCACUUACACUACACUGUGAAAGGCCAUCUGCACUGCUUCGGCGUCAUGAAGGAUUGGGAUUGGCAUGGUAAGCUGCCUGUCUACUCUUCGCGCUGA
Cladophialophora yegresii CBS 114405 is the source of this 2265-nucleotide messenger RNA. RefSeq lists its product as uncharacterized. The coding region runs from base 1 to 2265 and encodes 754 amino acids. Gene Ontology annotation, cellular component: nucleus. The record is from RefSeq and is a predicted model, not a curated record. The transcript has a single exon. Gene Ontology annotation, biological process: positive regulation of transcription by RNA polymerase II. Gene Ontology annotation, molecular function: transcription cis-regulatory region binding; DNA-binding transcription factor activity, RNA polymerase II-specific; zinc ion binding. NCBI's taxonomy places the organism in Eukaryota, Fungi, Ascomycota, Eurotiomycetes, Chaetothyriales, Herpotrichiellaceae.